GGUCCAGCCAACAUGGACCCCCCUAAAUAUGGUCAUGCGAGUGGGUUUUGACAAAACGUACUUGCCUCUGAAAAUUUUUAAGUUCGCCACACCACUGCAUGUCAUCACUAAUGUUCCUGCACCCGAUAAAAAAAUAUAUGAAUCCACUAAUACUAAUAACAUAUAUAACCGGGUCGACAACGUGUUAAACCCAGCAUGAAAAAACUCCGAUAGGUCACCUGAAUAAAUAAGUCCAGCUCUGGGAAGGUUUAGGGUAGAUCGCCUUCUGUGGCCUAUUAUUAUACCCGGACGACGCAUAAUAACAGGUAUCAUUCGUCCUUGGGAAAUGGUAUUUUUAAAACGAACAAAUACUAAAGUUUCGGUAACCGUAUUCAUCGAUAACUCGCUGGCAGUAUUAUAUUGUCUUUCGAGGAGAACGCGACCAGUUAUGAAACUAAUUAAAUUAUUUAAAUAACGAAUCGAACGCAUUUUUCAUCUCGUUUUACUACAUGUAAUACGAACCGGAGUGUUUGACGGGCGCGAAAACGUUCCCGUGAAAUUUUUUAAUCAGCGUGCUGGUGGUUGUACGCGCGCGUUUGCAUACAUUCGAUGUGCAUCGUUUGCGGUCCCGUAACGAUUUGUAGUAGAAAUAACUGCGUGAGAGAAGGAGAGAGGUUAUUUCGAAAAAUGUUUAGAUGUAUCGUUUGUUUUUUUCCUACUGAUUAUUGUCGUAAAUUAUUCAUACAACCGCCACCGUCGUAGUGGAAACGAAAAGACGGAACAAUAAAAAUCGACCAAAACCAGUUUCACGUGGACCGGGCGACGGGGAGGGGAGGGGCGACCCGGGAGCCAUCGUACCUGUUUGUCCGUCGCGGUGUUUUCGUUGGCCGUGCUUUUCACGGUCGCCACCGUCGUGCGCGCGCGCUGCUUCCCGAACGUCCAACGGACGACCAACGUGUCGUCGUUAUCAGCUAUUAUUGUGCGCAACAACCACGGGGUACCCGACGUAGAUAACGACACAUGUACGCGCAUAGAAGGCGAUCAGUGCCCCGUGGUGGGUGUCCUUGUCGUGUGUCUCGGAUUUCCGCUUUCGCCGUCGACGUCUCUUUUCUCCUUUUUCUUUUUUCUGCCUACGCUAUACCGGAACACGAUCAGUAGCUGCGGACAAUUUGCGGUUUUGUUCUUCCGCUUCGCCGUCAUUGCUCGACUGACGGCUGUCGCGCCGCGUUCAACGGACCUCACCACCACCCGAAGAAGGAGCGCAAUGCGCGUCCGCGCUAUGGCGGUGCGCCACGUCUAGAAGAACUGCCUCUGUGGUGGCUUUGCAGUGGUGGUCAUCCGUCCGUGCACCUCAAGACAUCGCCGCGUGAUGGUCGUGAAAAAAGAAUACAACAUCGAUUGGGUGCUGCCCAAACUCAGGAACCGGCAGGUCUUGUGGAACGUCGCGUCCUGUAUCACCCUGGCCGCAGUCGGCAUAUUCAGCAAGAUAUUCAUCAAAUGGUUCAACAAAGCAAAAGUGUACAACCUCGUCUCCUUCGAUAAAGCCAUCAACCGACCUGAACACGUACCACUAAUUACGGUUUCCAAUCAUGACUCGUGUUUCGACGACCCUGGAAUAUGGGGUGCGCUGAGUUGGAAAAAUUUGUUCAUGUCCAAUAAAAUGCGUUGGGCAUUAGCUGCAAAUGACAUUUGCUUUACAAAUUCAUUUUGUGCUCAUUUCUUUAUGCUUGGUCGAUGUGUGCCAACUAUUCGAGGUGCCGGAGUAUAUCAGGAAGCCGUUAAGUUUGGUAUAGAGCUAUUGUCUAAAGGUAAAUGGCUGCAUGUGUUUCCUGAAGGUCGAGUCAACAUGAGCAAGGACUACAUACGUCUAAAAUGGGGAGUUGGACAAAUGAUAUAUAAAUCUUCUAUUUUGCCUAUUGUUGUACCCAUUUGUCAUGAAGGUAUGGAAACUAUACUUCCUAAUGAACCACCAUAUUAUUUACGAACUGGUCGAAAAGUAACAUUUAAUUUUGGUGAGCCUAUCGAGUUAAAAGAAUUAGUCACCAAGCUAAGAGAAACAAAUGCAACUGAAGAAGAAGCACGAAAAGCAAUUACAGAUAAAAUUGAAGAAGAAUUACUUAAAUUGAAAAGAGAUACUAUUUUGUUACACAAUAAAUUAAGCUCUUGACGAAUUGAUUCUCAAUUGUUUAAACAUAAAUAUUUUAUGGUGAUUGGAACUUUCCUUAACUAAAUUAUAUCUGUUUUGAUAAUUGAUAUUAAUAUACAUAGUUGAUAAAGCA
Messenger RNA from Sipha flava (yellow sugarcane aphid), 2258 nucleotides. It is a transcript of the gene Taz, whose product is annotated as tafazzin homolog. Lineage: Eukaryota; Metazoa; Arthropoda; Insecta; Hemiptera; Aphididae. Gene Ontology annotation, molecular function: 1-acylglycerophosphocholine O-acyltransferase activity. The record is from RefSeq and is a predicted model, not a curated record. Gene Ontology annotation, cellular component: mitochondrial membrane. The coding region runs from base 1349 to 2146 and encodes 265 amino acids. Gene Ontology annotation, biological process: inner mitochondrial membrane organization; cardiolipin acyl-chain remodeling. The transcript has 4 exons.